This is a messenger RNA of Penaeus monodon (black tiger shrimp), 568 nucleotides long. Its product is annotated as glycine receptor subunit alpha-2-like. The record is from RefSeq and is a predicted model, not a curated record. NCBI's taxonomy places the organism in Eukaryota, Metazoa, Arthropoda, Malacostraca, Decapoda, Penaeidae. Gene Ontology annotation, biological process: monoatomic ion transport. Gene Ontology annotation, cellular component: membrane. Gene Ontology annotation, molecular function: extracellular ligand-gated monoatomic ion channel activity.
CCGGCGGCAGGAGACACAUGGCAAUGGCUCAGUCUUCUCCCUCACGCCGGGGAGAGCAGUCGAUGACGCGGGGAAACUAACGAAUAACAACACCACUAAAAGAUUGAACCGAAAAAUCAAAACGCAAAACAAAAAGGCAUCAGCACACGCACAUUCAGGCUAACAAAGCACCAUGUAGACUGAGUAACCAGUGGCCGCCAGGAAGGUAAAAACAAUCCCCAGGUAAAAAUAAAAGCCCAGGUGUGAGAGCAAGGACGCCCGGGACGCCAUGGUGCGUGUGGUGUCAGCCCUGGCGGGGGUCUCGAGGUCCCGCAGGAGGCGAGGAGCUGACAGCCCGCGUCAGGAGCGAGGCUGCGGCGUCGAGGUGCUCGUGGUGCUGACCGCGCUGCUGCUCAGCCUCACCCCGGGGGAAUGCAAGACGAGGAACGUCACCAACCUGCAGAUCCUGGACAGCCUGCUGAAGCUCUACGACCGGAGAGCCACGCCCACCAACCAUCUCAAUAACGCCACGACAGUCACCUGUGAGCUCUACAUCAGAAGCUUCGGAUCCAUCGACCCAAAUUCUAUG